Molecule: messenger RNA, 1011 nt
Organism: Trichophyton verrucosum HKI 0517
Lineage: Eukaryota; Fungi; Ascomycota; Eurotiomycetes; Onygenales; Arthrodermataceae
Product: LysM domain protein, putative
Exons: 3
Source: RefSeq, a predicted model, not a curated record
AACCCCCAGCUCAACAGUGACUGCUCAAACAUCCAGAGCAAGACCUCUUACUGUGCUUUCCUGCCUUCUCAUGUCAGUAAGCAGACUCGCGGGCAGAUGGACCCUCCUCCGAAAACAAAACCGCUUCCACCAGGUUUGUUUAACGACUGGGGCAACAACCAUGCUCAGAAGCGCAAUGACCCUCCUCCGAAAACAAAACCACUUCCACCAGGUUUGUUUAACGACUGGGGCAACAAUGGUGCUCAGAAGCGGGAUGGUCUGUCUCCUACAGGGGGAUUGGGGGACUUUCAUGGACCAAAAGAAGCUCCUCCACCAGGCUGGGGACACAAGGGCGUGGUUGAGGGUAACCAUGGAAAGACAAUGAGCACGAGAUCACCAAUAAUGGGAACUGGCCUGCCCGAACAACAAUCUGAGCCGGCCUUCAUGCCACCACAUAUCCCUAACCUCCCCAAUGGAAUGGAGAAUAAGAUGGUUGUUCAUCCUACAACCCUGACCAAGAAACUGAGGCCGACGGGCAGCUACCUCAAGCGUGAUGCUAAUGCCCCUGCCCCUACACCGGGCUCUGUUGGUGCUGCCAUUGUAGGAUGCAAACAAUACCAUACCGUCAAAGCCAAAGAUACAUGCUUCAAUGUCGCUCAGCAGUACCCUGGCCUUCUUUUCAGCGAGUUUCUCAGACUGAACCCUCCGCUCAGCAACCUUGAUACCGUCUGUCCAAACCUCCAGGCCAAUACACGAGUCUGCGUGAAGGGUGACACAAAAACCAACUUGGUACCCACUCCCUCUGCCGUCGUAGGUGUCCAUGCCCGCGAUGUUCAGGGCUGGCCGUCUCCCACAAAGCCCGGAACAAACCCAGGCUGCAAGUCGUUUGAAUUGGUCAAGAAGGGAGAUUCAUGUGAGGGUGUUGCCCGCAAGCACCAUAUCUCCGUCGCCCAGCUCAAGGAGUGGAAUCCAGCUGUUGGGCCUACCUGCGAGAAGCUUGAAAUCGGAUACUAUGCCUGCGUCCGUGUCUGA